Messenger RNA from Gigantopelta aegis, 7339 nucleotides. Its product is annotated as protein TFG-like. Gene Ontology annotation, biological process: endoplasmic reticulum to Golgi vesicle-mediated transport; COPII vesicle coat assembly. The record is from RefSeq and is a predicted model, not a curated record. Gene Ontology annotation, molecular function: identical protein binding. The coding region runs from base 100 to 1368 and encodes 422 amino acids. Gene Ontology annotation, cellular component: endoplasmic reticulum exit site. NCBI's taxonomy places the organism in Eukaryota, Metazoa, Mollusca, Gastropoda, Neomphalida, Peltospiridae. The transcript is spliced from 8 exons.
UUAAUGUUAGAAAAGUCUUGCCACAUCUUCGUAUUAAAUCUCUUGUGAUUGUUGCUGUCAUAGUCUACCGGUUAAAAGUGUUUGGUAUACAAAGUCAACAUGCAGAAUAGCUACGACCCCCAGCUUGACUUGACAGGAAAGCUUAUUAUCAAAGUACAGUUAGGUGAUGAUAUUCGCCGCAUCCCUAUACACAAUGAAGACAUCACUUACGAUGAACUGGUGCUUAUGAUGCAGAGAGUAUACCGUGGCAAACUGACAAGCAGUGAUGAUAUUACAAUCAAGUACAAGGAUGAAGAUGGGGAUCUUGUGACAAUUUUUGACAGUUCUGAUCUUUCAUUUGCAAUACAGUGCAGUCGUAUUCUAAAAAUAACUUUAUUUGUUAAUGGUGAGCCAAAGCCUUUGGAGAAUGAUCAGUUAAAAGUAAUAAGUAAAGAGUUAAAACAGAUUCGUAACACAGUCAAUACACUUCUUGACCAUCUGGAGACAGUGUACGAUGUUACAGCCAGCACCACUGAUGUUAAUGAAUCAUCAAUAACAACACAAGUAAACCUUAAGGUGGCUGGGAUAUCCAAGCCGACCAAUAUGGCCGGCAAUAAGGAGUUUGACCCCCUGUCAACCCAGAGGUCGCUGGAUGAGAGUGCUCCAAGUAAAGUCAUGUCGGCGUUUGGAAUAACUAAUGACGCACCUGACCGAGCUGCUACACCAGACAGCACAUCGAGUGCUGGAUCUUCAGCCAGCAACUUGUUCAAGCAACAACAGAUGCAGCAGCAGCAGCAGCAGCAACAGCCUUCAGCACCUCAACACCAACCAGCUGGUCCGCAAUCUACCCCAGUUCAACCAACAGCACUGCCACCUCACCAACAGCAGUAUUUACAGCAACAAGUGGGACACCAGCAGACACCCAUGUCAGUACAGAGUGGAUCCCCGGGGACCUUUGCUGCAGUUCAGGGUCAGCAGCAGCAACAGCCUGUAGCUUACAAUCAAGCAGGGCAAGGUGGUUUUCCAAACCAGCCCCAGUCAGGUCAAGCACAGCCUCAGCCAGGUCAGCCUCCUCAAGCCAGCCAGUCAGGACUUCCACAAAUGCCCCAGCCCCAGCUUGGUGGACUUCCUCAGUCAGGUCAGCCGAUUCCCCAGUCAGGUCAGCAAAUUCCCCAGCACACACCUUCCCAGUAUGGAUAUAGUCAACAGCAACAACCGAUGUAUCAGCAGCCACAGCAGACGGCCCAGAGAUUUCCUAAUCCAGGGACGCCGCCAACACAGGCAGGACCUAACCCUUACUCGAGAGGACCAGGCACUGGUGGCUACACGGCUGGCUAUCCCCGGCCUUCAGGCACCUACCCACCAAGCCAAGGGCAAGCUUAUCAGUGAAUAAUGGCACCUGUCUGCUCUCUGGUAGAACAAAGAUGACAUGAUAGUGACUGCUUCUUGUGAUCAGUAAAGCUAACACUGAUGUAGCAGACUUGAUAAAAACAAUAUUAAUUCAUGGAUUGGAACCUUUGUUGGUGCAUUUAAUUCCUUACUAGGAUGGUAGAGCUCAAGUUGUUACUAUUAUUUUAUUUUUUUGAUUGUGAAAUGAAGACUUUGGUAGGUAGUGAUAUGAUGUUAUUGCACUGUAUAUUACAACUUGCAGUAACUAUAUAACAUGGAGUUGAGGACUUUGAGAAAAGUUUGCAUCAGCCAUUUAUGUUAUCAACUUAUGCCAACAAAAACAGGUAACCUAUUUCAUUUUGCAUAAACUGUUAGUUAUGUAAAUGAUGUUCUACGUUUAUGAAUGAAUGUAAAAUGGGUUAUGUCAAAUUUAGACUUGUUUAAGCAUGGGUCGAUAAAGUUAGCUUUCUGGCACUUUUCAAAGGCCUGAGGUUAUAUAUGUGUACAUCUUAUGCAUUAUUCUACAAAAGUCAGCGUUUCAGAUCAAUGAAUUUGCAAUCAGCGAUGGGGUAAUUAGUACAAAGUGUGUAUUUUGCAUAACAGUUUAUUACCUGCCAAUGACAUAUGGAACUAUUUCAACAAGAUACGUUCAGAAAACAAAGAGACAAUUAGAACCAUUUUACUAAAUAGAAAUCCAUGUGUUCUACAUCUUGCAAGUCUGAAAUCAGAGAGCUUCAAAUGCUAGAUCAACUAUAGGUAAAAGUAAAUAAUGAGUCACCUGCACAUGCUUAGGUUAUACGACAAACCUUAUUAGAAGAUUGUUUAUUAAACAUCUAAAUUUCUAACUAUAUACCAAAAAUAUAUUUUUUCCGUUGCUCACUAUUUUAGCUGGAUCAGACAUUUUAUUUGUACUAGAAGUCAUAUAAAAAAAGAAAGUGGCUGCUCUUGUGAUACAUCAACAUUUCAGAUUUCUUUGACUCAUCCCAUGAUAAACUAGGCUGAUGUUUAUGUGAUAAACUAGGCUGACUUGUACGUGCACUCAAUAUAUUUUAGUGUAAAUUAUCAUCUUUCUCUAUCAGAUACUAAUUUGAAAACUCUUGGUGUGAUUGUGUGACACUGCACUCUUGUUUGUUUUUUGCUUAUUGUCAUUAUUAUUGAACAGUUUUCAAACCAUGGACUUUUUUAUGAUUUCAAAUUGAACUGAUUGGCCUCUACUGUUCCAUUUGUGACGCAUUGUGCUAAAUUUACUCAUAGACAAACUUGCUUUGAAAAGGGCAAAUACUAGCUAAUGUAAAUGUUAUUACAUCUAAUAAUAAUUCAAUGAGUUGUGAGAGAACUUUUUACAACUUAAUAUGUCAUAUUCCAUACUUCCAUUUUAGUUAAUAUUUUGUAAAGGAAACAAAUGAAGGAACCAUGUUGGACUAAGAUUUCAAAUAUGUAUAACAUUUAUGACAAAUUGCAGUGGCUUCACAACACGAAUAAUUUCAUAUGCAUAGAACUAGUUCAACAAGUUAUGUAAUGACUGAAUGGUAAUUUUUCUUUCAGUCACUUUUUCUUGAAUUAAUUAAUAUGGUAAUAAGGAUCCAGCCGUUUAUUUCUUCUGCUUGUGUUGGAAAACAGUUACGAUAGAUUUAUUUUUGAACACCUUUGAAAGUACCAUCCUAUUUUCUGUAGUAUUCAUCAUGUAACUAGAUAGUUGUAAAGAAUAUAUAUAUAUAUAUAAUCUAUUUAUUAUUAUGUAUUGUUAGAAAUAAUUACAUAUACAAACAAACAAAAUUAAUAUGUACAUGUAGGCCUAGGACAGUCCAUAACACAAAUUUCCCUGUUUCUCUGUUGACACUGAUUACAGCAUUUGAACCAAUGUAUGUGGCGACAAACAUUUUAUAUUCUUCAUCACAACAGAUGAACCAUAUCUUUGACACCUGUUAGUGCCACCUGCAAAUUUAUCAUAGACACCACCCAUAAUAUGUGGAUAAGAUAUGUGACAUGACAUUCAGACAAAUACCCAUGAGACUCCAGACAGUCUCAGAAACAUUACUUGGUCUGGAAUAUGAGAUUGGUUAGUGGGCUAUAGCACACAACACAUUGUUUUUAAAGCUCACAUCAAUAUCAUGUGUUGCUAUUAGUCUCCUACUGGUCUAGUCUCUUUGUCUGUCUGCCCAUUCAUCUGUCCAAUGUAUUUUUCCAGACUGUUUUUUUUUCCACAAUACCUUAAGACUGAGAGCUGAAAUGUAGCUUUAUUGUGUCGAGUUACAGACUCAUUGGGAUUUGCCUAUUUUUGACAGAGUUAUGUCCCUUAACUUAUAAGAUAUGACAAUGUGUUGGGCCCAGUAGGUCAGUGUUCGAGAUUAACAGUAUCCCGAUAUCCCGGGGAUACCAGAAUUUAAGUUCGGAUACCAGACUUCAAUAACCCAGUAUCCCACCAGGAUACAAUAUAAUGCUGAGGUUUUUUUUUUUUAAUCCUGCGUUUUUUUUUUUUCGCAAAAUCAAUGAAAGUUGUCAUUUACUGGUGAAUUUUAGAGCUGCACUGGAUCAAUAGCAAUGUAGCAAUAGACUGGGAACGAGAACAGUGUCGUCCAAGUUUGUUACGAUGUAAUUUAUGAAUUUCAUUUAAGUGAGAUAUUAAAUUCUCAGGUGGGAUACCAGAUUUGUAAAUGUUAGUAUCCAUCUGGGAUACUGCCCAAAUUUUUUAAUCUCAAACACUGCAGUAGGUGAUAUAUAUUGCUUUGGCAACAUACUCAGAAUGCUUAUGUACUUGGUGAUGACAGUGAGAUUUAUUAACUGGAUAUACAUUUUGUGGAAGGGAUAUUUUAGUGAAAAGACCAAUAAGAACAUUUUGAUUCAGGCCUACAAAUGUUACUUUGCAAAAUUCAACCUGAAUUUGGGUCAGACAGAAUCCACUAUUUUCUUUCAGCAAAACCAAAAGAUAAAACAUGUCAGUUGAUUCAAUGUAUUAUGCUAUUUUCUUGGUGGAUUUAAUUUUUUGAUUUGGUGCAGCAGUUUAUUUCUGUGUAUUACUUGACAAUCCUUUCAUGCAGUUCUUUUCCUGUUAUUUUGUUGUGGAAUGUUAUUUUGGUGGUAGUAUAACACUAAUAUUAUAUACCCUGUUGUUGAAUAUGUUGCCCCAAGGUGCAAACUGUAUUAUACACUGGCAUCAUGAUUAAUUUUGACAGGGUGCAUGAUUAUGAUUUUAUUUAUUUGGUUUCACUAAACUGUUGUAAGGAUCAUUCAUACUGAGUUUUAUUUUAUUCUCUCUCCAUCUUUCUCUCUCUCUCUUUCUCUCUCAUAUGGUGUUAUUAAAAAUAAUGCAAGUCAAAUUAAUGUUGUACAAAUGUAGUUGUGAAAAAACAAAACGAGAAUAUAUUUCUAUGCUUCAGAUAAGUUACUUUUCACAAUCAAAAGCAGUUAUCUACUGCAUUAUUGGGAUAGAACAAGUGUCAUGUACUUAUUGCUGUUUGUAAAAGUUUUAGCACUGAUUUGCCAUCUUGUUUUGUGAUAACUUUGAUGGAACUAUAGUGGUAUUCUUGUUUGGAAGUUUUACCAUUUCUAUUCAUCUCUUGGAAUUUUGAAUUGUUUGUAUUCACAGGUCAGUAACCAUAAGCAUAGUGCUGGAACAAAACCUCGAAUUUGGGCAAAAAUUACACAGAUAUUCAGACAAAAUGUGCUAACCUGAGACCUUUUUACCAUGUAUUUUCAUAAUUCUACCCACAAAAUUGUUGUAAUUCAUGUAAAAAUGCAUAGUGAUUUGUUUUUCAACCCUAUAUAGCUGUUUGGUAGUAAUGCAUUUUCGUUUAAUUUGGGCAAAAACCAGCCUGCCCACAUACAGAAAUGGGAGCCCGUACUCCUAUAUCAAUAACUGAUGUUUAUGAUAUUAGGAGCCAAAACUGCUUAUGGAGUCACAAAAUAGACAAAUAAUUAAAAUCUUUAUUAACAGUACAGUAGAUUUCUAUUCAAAUUGAAGGUCAAUGUGUUAUACACAGACCUAAAUUUAGACUAACAGUGUCUAAACUAAAAUGUGUGGUUUGGACUUUUUAAGUCUGUCCUCAUGGUAAUAAAUUAGCUGACAAAGUUCAUGAAUAGGGAAGAAGUGCCCAUAAUGUUGUAUAUAAUUUUGUUAUACUCAUAAAUGUCAAAGGUUGAUGUUACAUAUCCUCAGUUUAUCCCACCUCCACUUCAGGCCCUAAGUGGAAAGUCUAGGAUCAAAAUGUGCCAGUUUUGGAGACAAUUUAGUGUUGUAUAAUAUUGUCUUGUUUUCUCUUGCCACAAUUUAGAGAAAUAGGAAUGUUUACUGUACAGGAUAUAUGUAUAUUUGUGUUGCAUAUUGAAAUAUCAGAUGUUUGGUAUAUUUCUUGACUUGAUCUAAAACUUUUGAAGUGGAAUAAUUUAAAGAUUUUUAUAAAUCAAAGAUAACUUAUUUAAGUUCACUAUUAUUAAUAUAUUUUGUAUUUUUGAGUUUGACAAACUUUUUAUUUGCAUAUUCCAUUAUGCAUGGAUGAACUUAACAGUAGCUAUGGACAGUUCUAGUCUAUGUGUCUCCUACAUCAAGCCAUUAUCAGCACAUAUUCAUCAUCUUUUUUUCACACAUUAUCACCCUAAUUUUCACCAAAAAACCCAGGCCCAUAGAAACUGGUCCUACUCUAUAUAAAUAAAGACUAAAAACAAUUCUCCCACUAGAGAUUGUGUCCCCACUCCAGAAGUUGUUCCUACUGGCCUGCAAAGGAAUUUUUAAUGACACCCCAGCAGCUUUAUUUUACAGAUAUUACAAUAAUUAAGCCUAGAGAGAACAAGAAAAAUGCUGGUAUCACAUAGACUGACUGUUUUUGUUCAAACCGUUAUCUCAGUCAUAGAACAGUUUUAGAAUAGAAUGUUUGAUUUUCAAAAACAAGGCCUAGUCACGUUGAAAUGAUGUCUCAGUAUCUCCAAAAAUAUUUGGAUUUCCUUCUUGAGUGCUUCCUUUUUGGUUUACUGUAGAAUGACUAUUUCCGUCUGGCAUCUGAUUUUGUCAACCUUUGGUUGAAGUCACUCCUGGUUUGGUUCAAAUGCUCUGAAAAAAGGGGAUAGGUGCUAAUUCCAUCAGUCCAUAAUCUGGAUGCAUAAAUGGAAUCUGCUCAAAUGAUUUGCAUAGAAAUUGAUUGAUACACAUUGUGGAUUACUUGUACAUAUACACAUGCAGAUUAUGGACAAGUGGAAUGUGUGCCUUACGGAAUGUGUUACUACAUACUUUUUAAAAUUCUAUGUAGCAGUUGAUUUAUGUUUUCACAAUUCAGCAUAUGUUAUGUGAGCCAUAAUGGUUUUGCCAUUUUAGUUUCUAUAUUUGAUAUGCCACAUUAGUUGAAUUUGACUAUGUAGAUAUUUCUGUUUAUUCAUUUUAAAUCUAGUGGAUGAUUCAAAUGAUUUCAAAGAAUAUAAACUUACAAAGAUACUAAUUACUUAAUCAACUGUAACAAUAUGAAUGUGGUCAAUAAUGGACUAAUGCACCAUAUAUAAAUCGUUUUACUAGUUGACUUGUACAAGUAUAUACAUUGUGUACAAAACCAAAUACAUAUUUGUGUAUAAAUAUCAUAGCCUUCUUUCUUUGUUAUAUUUUUCAAAAGUGGCUAUGCAUGUUCACUGCUGUUAAGCAUGAACUACAAGAUUGCUUUACACAUGUUCAUUUUGAAAAUGAAUAAUGAAUGAAUUCCUUUUUUUGAAAAAAAAUAUUCUUGUGAUGUUUGUAAUUGCUUAAUGUCUGUUUCAACUGUUUUGUAUAGGUCUACUACAAUGAGAACAAAUUGGUUCUUAUGUGCAAGAUAUCCAGAAUUAAAUGUGUCCAUAGACAUCCAUUGGCAUCCUCCAAGCAAAGCAGACAGUUGAUAAUACAAUGUAAAGAUAGUUGUGAUUAAUAUAUUCAGAAGAGUUUAUACGUGUAUUAUAUGUAUUUCGUCAGGCUGGUGUAUAUUGUAUAUAUGCAUUAAAUGUACUAUGUAUGAUU